AUGGCGGUGCCCCCUGGACCGGCCCCGGCCGCAGAGGCGCCUCCACCCCAGCCGGAAGCGCACACCGUGGAGCCCAGCUCGGUGAGCGCAAAGCGAGGGCGAGAGGACAGCAGAGCCGAUCGCCUCUCAUUCUGUACAAAGUUGUGCUAUGGCAUUGGUGGGGUCCCCAACCAGGUGGCCUCCAGCGCCACAGCCUUUUACCUGCAACUCUUCCUGCUUGAUGUGGCACAGAUCCCUGCUGCUCAGGUGUCACUUGUCCUGGUUGGAGGGAAGGUGUCUGGGGCAGCUGCUGACCCCGUGGCUGGAUUCUUCAUCAACAGAAGCAGGAGGACAGGGUCUGGACGGCUCAUGCCCUGGGUGCUGGGCUGCAUGCCCUUCAUCGCCUUGGCCUACUUCUUCCUCUGGUUCCUGCCCCCGUUCAGCAGCCUGCGGGGCCUCUGGUACACCGCCUUCUACUGCCUGUUCCAGGCCCUGGCCACGUUCCUCCAGGUGCCCUACACGGCGCUCACCAUGCUCCUGACCCCCAGUGCAAGGGAGCGCGACUCGGCCACAGCCUACCGGAUGACCAUGGAGAUGGUGGGGACGCUGAUGGGAGCCACGGUCCACGGGCUCAUUGUGUCCGGCACCCACCGGCCCCACAGAUGCGAGGAGGCCGCGCUCCCCCGGCUGGAAGCCGUCUCCCCUGACGUGAUUCGUCUCUACUCCAUUGCAGCUGCCGUGGUUGCUGUGACUUAUCCUGUGUGCAGUACUUUGCUCUGCCUAGGGGUGAAGGAGCGGCCAGACCCCUCUGACCCAGACUCAGGCCAAGGCUUGAGCUUCCUGGCUGGGCUGGGCCUCACUGCCCGGCACCCGCCCUACUUGAAGCUGGUGGUCUCCUUCCUGUUCAUCUCAGCGGCUGUUCAGGUGAAGCAGAGCUACCUGGUCCUGUUCUGUACGCACGCCUCCCGACUACAUGACCACGUCCAGGGCCUGGUGCUGACCAUCCUGGUCUCAGCUGUGCUAAGCACCCCACUGUGGGAGUGCAUUCUCCAGAGAUUUGGGAAGAGGACGUCAGCCUUUGGGAUCUGUGUGAUGGUGCCUUUUGCGAUCUUGCUGGCUGCUGUGCCCACGGCCCCCGUGGCUUAUGUUGUGGCCUUUGUUUCUGGUGUGAGCACUGCUGUGUCCUUGCUGCUGCCCUGGUCCAUGCUGCCAGACUUGGUGGAUGACUUCCAGCGGCAGCACCAGCUCGGCCCAGGCCUGGAGACCAUCUUCUACUCAUCCUACGUCUUCUUCACCAAGCUUGCAGGCGCAGGCGCCCUGGGCAUCUCCACCCUCAGUCUGGAGUUUGCAGGGUACAAGGCUGGAGCCUGCCAACAGGUAGAGGAGGUGGUGGUUACCCUCAAGGUGCUCAUUGGUGCCGUGCCCACCUGCAUGAUCCUUACUGGUCUGUGUAUCCUCAUGGUUGGCCCAAAGGUGCCAAGCCAGGACACCUCCUGCCAGCUGAGCCUUCGGAGGAGGACCAGCUACAGCCUCGCUUAA
Molecule: messenger RNA, 1518 nt
Organism: Cynocephalus volans (Philippine flying lemur)
Lineage: Eukaryota; Metazoa; Chordata; Mammalia; Dermoptera; Cynocephalidae
Gene: MFSD2B
Product: MFSD2 lysolipid transporter B, sphingolipid
Exons: 14
Coding region: 1-1518 (505 amino acids)
Biological process (GO): carbohydrate transport
Cellular component (GO): plasma membrane
Molecular function (GO): symporter activity; sphingolipid intramembrane carrier activity
Source: RefSeq, a predicted model, not a curated record